This is a messenger RNA of Micromonas commoda, 1026 nucleotides long. It is a transcript of the gene RNHB, whose product is annotated as ribonuclease HII. The record is from RefSeq and is a predicted model, not a curated record. NCBI's taxonomy places the organism in Eukaryota, Viridiplantae, Chlorophyta, Mamiellophyceae, Mamiellales, Mamiellaceae. Gene Ontology annotation, biological process: DNA replication, removal of RNA primer; mismatch repair. Bases 181 to 969 code for a protein of 262 amino acids. The transcript has a single exon. Gene Ontology annotation, cellular component: ribonuclease H2 complex. Gene Ontology annotation, molecular function: RNA binding; RNA-DNA hybrid ribonuclease activity.
AUGGCGUGCGUCGGACCGCGUAUCACCGUCCUCGCAUCUCGCCUCGCCUUCCGCGGCGCGUUUUCAUCCCCGUCCCUCACCCGCGCGCUCACCUCUCCCAUCGCGAUGCCCCCCAAGGCGUCCGCGGCCGGCAAGACGACGCAGCAGGGCCUGGGCGCGUUUCUUCAGAAGGGGGUCAAGAUGGUGGACCACAUCAAGGUCGACGUGCCCAAGGCUUCCGCGGAGAACGGCGAUAAGACCGCGGCCGGCACCCGGACAUCGGGGCGUAAGCGCACGACCAAGGCGGAGGCGGACGCCAAGGCCGCCGCCAAGGCUGCCAAGAAGCCCAAGAAGGCGGGCCCUUCCCGCGACGCCGAGCGUCGAUGCUGGAGCGCGGGUAAAAAAAUCGUCUGCGGCGUCGACGAGGCGGGGCGCGGGCCGCUCGCGGGGCCCGUCGUCGCCGCCGCGUGCGUGUUCCCGGAGGACCUGGUCAUCGACGCCAUCAACGACAGCAAGCAGAUGACCGAGGAGGAACGCGAGGAGGUUUACGAGGAGCUCAUGGCGAACGAUCAGGUCAUCAAGUCCGUCUGCGUCAUCGAUCACGAACGCAUCGACGAGAUCAACAUCCUGGAGGCGACGAUGCAGGCGAUGGCCAAAUCGGUGGAGGGGCUGUCCACGCGCGCCGACUGGGUCCUCAUCGACGGUAACCGAGUUCCCCCGCCCUUAAUCGAUCGAGCGGAGGCCAUCGUCAAGGGCGACGCGAAGAGCGUGUGCAUCGCCGCCGCGUCCGUGCUGGCCAAGGUGACGCGCGAUCGGAUGAUGGUGAAGAUUCACGACGAGUACCCCGUGUACGGCUUCGACCAACACAAGGGGUACGGGGUCAAGGCGCACAUGGACGCGAUCCACAAGCACGGACCGUGUCCCUAUCACAGGAAGACGUUCGCGCCCAUGAAGUACAUGCCGGGAGGCAGCGCCUACGACGGCGCCUGACACCCUACAGUAGCUAGUCCGUCAUUUGGAAACUUUCACCUUCGCUGUCUGUCUGUC